CCCGCCAUCAGCGCAGCGCCAAGAAUAUGCAGGUCCCUCAAGGCGCACCUACCUAACCUCGCCGUGUGCGACACUAAGCGAUCUUGUCUGAGUGACCGGCUUCCCUGAGUUGAGCCCGGGAUCCCCAGAGCGCUACUACCAAUGGGCGUUCGAUGUGCGAUUGUUAUAGAAUGGGCUGGGCUGGGGGCGUGAUGGCUGCUCCCCCGCAGCGACUGACUGCGCUAGUCGGAGGUGCCGUGUAUUCCGGAGCCCAAAGAUUGUGGAUUUGAAACUUGGAGCAGCUGAACCCACCCCUCUGGGAAAGGGAAAUAUACUGAGGCUGCAGCCAAGUGGGACAAGCAAAGAGCAAACUGCACACAAGGGAGACAUCUGAUAUCCGCUCUGCAAGGAGCAUUUCAGCGCCAUCUGAUUACAUGGGAGAUAAGGCAUUGCUGCUGGAAUCGUUCUGGAUGGGAUCGCUGGCUGAUAUCCUCCAGGGUUCGCUACUUGUGGGCUGCUCUCCUUCCCAUUGGCUAUGGGAUGCCUCUCUGUGAGGAGAACUACAGGCAGCAGCAACAUGAUCCUUACUUGAACCCUUACUGGACUUAUUCUAUUUCCAUGGAUUUGUUCAAGUGGAUGAUCCUCACUCUUCUCUCCUAGGGCCACACUAAACUGCUCCUUGCUUUUCCUUGCCCUUAUCAUGUAACUGAGAUGGAGGUAACAAGUUUUGUCCCAACUGCAUUUUAUAAUGGAUCUGAAGAGACUGACCAACCCCAGCUAAAUGUCUGGCCUUACACAGCACUGGAGUGCACCCUAAUCAUAAUAGCAGUAGUGUCCAUCAUCUUGUCUACAGUGCUUGGCAACAUUCUUGUUGUUUUGGCAAUAUUUACCAGCCGGGCCCUGCGGGCCCCACAGAACUUGUUUUUGGUUUCACUAGCAUCUGCUGACAUUCUAGUUGGUGCACUGAUCAUCCCAUUUUCUCUGGCUAGAGAGGUUAUGGGUUAUUGGCAUUUUGGAAGUGUAUGGUGUAGUAUGUACCUGGCUUUGGAUAUCUUAUUCUGCACAUCCUCUAUUGUUCACCUGUGUGCCAUCAGUAUUGACCGCUAUUGGUCCGUGACAAAAGCAGUCAAGUACAAUCUAAAGCGCACGCCCAAGAGGAUCAAACGGAGCAUUGCAAUCAUAUGGGUGGUAUCUGCCAUCAUUUCUUUCCCGCCACUUCUAAAGUCUAAGCAUAAGGAAUGGGAAUGCCUCCUAAACGACGACACAUGGUAUGUCUUGUUUUCAUGCACUGUGUCUUUCUUUGUUCCUUGUCUUAUCAUGAUCUUGCUCUACUGUCGCAUCUACCGUGUAGCCAAACAUCGAGUGUCCAGUCUUAGGAAUGGGGUGUCUGACUGCAACAGUGCAGCCGCCGGCGGCACCUGUGAAACCCACCAUACCAUACAAAAUAACCAUGAAGCAGAGGAACUGGAUUUAGAAGAAAGCACUUCUUCUGUGCAUAAGUUUCCCAAGAAACAUCAUCACAAAACAAAAGACAAACCCAGCAGUGCCAAAGCAAAAAGGCUUUCGUGGAGCUCAAACCGUGGACAGCAACACAGAGAUCAGUCUAUCUGCAUCUCCCAGAUGCGCCUGACACAGCUCCGAGAGAAGAGGCUCACGUUUGUGCUAGCCGUGGUCAUUGGUGGCUUUGUGAUCUGCUGGUUUCCAUUUUUCUUUACCUAUAGCCUUGAGUCUGUUUGCAGAAAGAGAUGUGGAAUCUCAGAUGCCCUUUUCAACUUCUUCUUCUGGAUUGGCUACUGUAACAGCAGCCUGAAUCCUAUCAUAUACACAGUCUUCAACAGGGAUUUCCGCAAAGCAUUCCGAAGGAUCCUCACACGUAGUUCCAGGAGGACUACAUGAGAAAAUGCAGAAAUGUAUUUUGGGGCUGGGCAGAGCCACCUGUUUACUCUCUCCUUGAGUAUCAUACACUAAAUAUGGGUUUAUUUUUAUUCAACCAGAAUAAAAUUAUUCAAGAACUUAAAAAAAAUGACCAGAAACCAAGUUUACAUGAGUCACAUAAAGAGCCACUGACAAGAUUUAUGUCUUGGGAUCAUGGACUUGUUUGUUUGGAAAUAAGACUAACCCUCAUGUGGAAACAUCUGGAGGACACACUGGGAGCAAAGGUGGGAAUAUUCCUUUUGCUCAAUGUGAAAUAGUCUCCUUCUGAAAUAAAAACGUGACUUUCGGAAAUGAGUGGAAUUUGUCUGGGAUCUCUAGGGGCAAGAGCUUUGCCAGAAAAACAUUGCUGAACCAUCUUAGCCCCUAACGGCCUGAAAGCAGUUUAAAAGCCUACCUGCUGCUUAUUUAAGGCUAAAAAUUCAUAUUGGCUAAUUUUCAAGUUGUUUCAUGCAGAGUAAAGCUUACCUAUGGUUUCUGUUCUCUGUAGUCGCUAUACGCUUGUAGCAGGAACUGCUGUUUCACUGCUUAGUUACUAAUGCAUGCUCACUGGCAGAAUACAUGUAUUUACUGUAUACUGUGUAUUUUAUAUAAAGAUCUGUUGUUAUUUUUUA
Xenopus tropicalis (tropical clawed frog) is the source of this 2525-nucleotide messenger RNA. RefSeq names its product alpha-2Db adrenergic receptor. Gene Ontology annotation, biological process: signal transduction; G protein-coupled receptor signaling pathway. The transcript has a single exon. Bases 691 to 1875 code for a protein of 394 amino acids. Gene Ontology annotation, molecular function: G protein-coupled receptor activity; adrenergic receptor activity. NCBI's taxonomy places the organism in Eukaryota, Metazoa, Chordata, Amphibia, Anura, Pipidae. The record is from RefSeq and is a predicted model, not a curated record. Gene Ontology annotation, cellular component: membrane; plasma membrane.